GGCCCUGUAGAUGGGAGUUACUUCCCUCCUUUUCAAACAGUAGAUACAGUCUGCUCCUCACUUCACUGAGCACAGCCUGCAGCUGAGAGCACUCUCCUCCCCUAGGAAGCACAUUAGAAAUCUGCAAAAAUGGUGGUCCCUUCUCAACUGGAACAUGCGAUGGAGACAUUCAUGAUGACUUUCCAUAAAUAUGCUGGUGGCAAAGAUUACUUGAACAGAGAUGAUCUGCAGAGGCUAAUGCAGAACGAAUUUGCAGAGUUCCUGAAGAACCAGAAUGACCCACUGGCUGUGGACAAAAUCAUGAAGGACCUGGAUCAGUGCCGUGAUGGCCAUGUGAAUUUCCAUAGCUACUUCUCUCUCAUGGCAGGCCUUGUCAUCGCAUGCAAUGACUAUUACACCCGACAUAUGAAAAAGUGAUGGAACCCGGAUCCCAUAUAGCAGCCAAAUUCAACAAAACUUCCAGGAUGACAACAAAAGGGAGAUAUAUUCCUGAAUCUCUGUUCAGCUUUCGGCCAUUCCACUGCAUUACUUGCCCAAACCUGAAAUAAACCCUCUUUGUUUUUGUA
Pelobates fuscus (common spadefoot toad) is the source of this 566-nucleotide messenger RNA. RefSeq names its product S100 calcium binding protein A10 (gene S100A10). The record is from RefSeq and is a predicted model, not a curated record. Gene Ontology annotation, cellular component: cytoplasm. The transcript is spliced from 3 exons. NCBI's taxonomy places the organism in Eukaryota, Metazoa, Chordata, Amphibia, Anura, Pelobatidae. The coding region runs from base 130 to 417 and encodes 95 amino acids. Gene Ontology annotation, molecular function: calcium ion binding; calcium-dependent protein binding.